Messenger RNA from Dermacentor silvarum, 885 nucleotides. RefSeq lists its product as uncharacterized. The record is from RefSeq and is a predicted model, not a curated record. Lineage: Eukaryota; Metazoa; Arthropoda; Arachnida; Ixodida; Ixodidae. The coding region runs from base 88 to 885 and encodes 265 amino acids. The transcript has 6 exons. Gene Ontology annotation, molecular function: sequence-specific DNA binding.
UGGGGAAGCAGCGCUGGAGUUUUCGCGACGCCUGCAGCGCCGCCCUGGCGGUCAGAACGCGCACAGUGCAGCCGCUCCCACGCGAAAAUGGCUACUGGUAUUGGCGAUGCGGGCGCUGAACGUCGAAGGAAAACAAAAGGAGGCCGACGGUACUGUUGCGUAUACAAGUGCCACAACUACGUCGGGAUGAGGGAGGAUAUAUCCUUCUACGUUUUCCCAUCUAAACCCUACGAACAAGAACGGAGGCGGCGUUGGAUCCAAGCAGUCAGGCGAGCGGAUGAAGACGGUCAGCCGUGGCAGCCAGGACCAAACAGCAGAAUCUGCAGUCGGCAUUUCGUCGGAAACAAAAUGAGCAAUAUCAUGCACCAUCCGGCAUAUGUACCAACCAUUUUCCCUUCGGAAUACCACCGCCAAGCCCCUUCUGAUGCCAGCGCACCAAGCGAACGAUACGAAAGGUGGGCAGCACGGCAUCGAUCCAGCGCGGACUUUUCAGUGGGAGCUUGUCAGCCUACACAGCUUGACAAGGGUGAAUAUAUGCAGCCAGAAAAUGAUGACAAGGGCAAGGAUGUUUGCUCCCAGAGCCAUAGUCAUCUUGACCCAGAUAAAAAUGAAAAAUGUGAGCCUGCUGUGAACAGCCUUAAUCAGGAGCAGUCUGUUUACCAAGUUGCUCCACCAAGUGAAAGUGUGAGUUUAAAGCUCUUCAGUUCGCACAUUGCUGAAGUUCAGGUGCAUACAUCGCUGGUCAGCAGAGCCAUGGCGUUGAAGAAACAUUUCCUGAACCAUUGGAUCCGACAACUGGGCAACCAUGCCAGACUGACCCACCGGCCAUGCCUGCUGGAACUUUGCUGUCGCAGAGAUGCCCGCUCAUGCUUCAUCGCGCUGUAG